AUGUCUAUUGUUGACAUUCAUCCGAACUAUGACCUUAGAUUUCGUUUGUCACUCGGAGAUGUUGUAAAAUUAAAAGUUGUUGAAGGUGUUGUUUGGCUUUUUGGCUGGCAAAUACCUCUUGAAACAGAAUUAACAUUUCGCGAUGAAUCUUUUACAUUAUCAUCCUUUGUUCCUUCAAAAGUCAUGCUUAUCGAAUCGGCAGUACCAUAUUAUUCUGCAAUGAGUCAAAUUCCUAAAAUUAUCGAAAGACAAUUACAAAAGGAAGUAAUUAUCAUCGGCGGUUCAAAAUCAUCUGGCAAAACAACGCUUGCACGAUGGAUACUCAAUACCAGAUUUAUCCAAGGCGUGAAAACCUUUUAUGUCAAUGCUGAUACUUAUCAAGCUCCAUUUGCUACAAAUGGCUGCAUUGGAUUAGCCUAUAUCGAUAGACCUAUCGAUAAUAAUGGGUUCCAGCUUAUUGAUCCUAUAUUAUUAUACUUCGGACAUAGUGAUAUCAAACAAUCAAGAAAAACUUUAUACGAAGGUCAAUUGCUUCAAAUCAGAGAUAACAUCCUCCAUAAGUUAGAAGCACUGGAGAACCCACAAGACGUCUGUAUCGUUAUAGAUUACCCUACAAUCAGAGAACCAUUCAUGGGAGAGUCUUUGCAAGAAGUUAUGAACAUGUUUGGUGCUACUCACUUCGUUACUCUUGGUGACGAUGCUUUAGGAGAGCUUGCUCCAAAGACAUCUGAUAUUAUUGUACAAAAACUUCCAGUUCUUCCUGGAGCUCUAUACAUAAACGAGACUAUAAAGUCUAGGCUCGUCAAUAAAGCAAUUCGCGAGUACUUUUACGGUACUCCUGAAUGUCCAUUGAAACCAAUCACCAAAACGAUACAAAGAAGCGAGUUUGAAGCUUAUAGUCUUGGUACUCUUAACUAUAUCUCAAAGAUUAUGCUUCCUUCCGGUGCAGAUUCCCCAGAUCCGAAAGUUUUGAACAAAAUUGGCAUAACGCAGAUGUUAAACAAGAGAAUACUAGCAGUUAUACCACAAGUACCUCGCCCUGAUGUGUGGAAGAUGAAUAUUGUUGGAUUUUACUGUUUGAUUUCUGUUGAUGAGAUGAAAGAAGAAAUUACUAUCCUUGUCCCUUCAGAAGUACCUCCUCCAGAAUCAUACUUGGUCGCAGGAACAAUAGAAUUCAACGAAGUUUAA
Molecule: messenger RNA, 1188 nt
Organism: Trichomonas vaginalis G3
Lineage: Eukaryota; Parabasalia; Trichomonadida; Trichomonadidae
Product: mRNA 3'-end processing
Exons: 1
Coding region: 1-1188 (395 amino acids)
Biological process (GO): tRNA splicing, via endonucleolytic cleavage and ligation
Cellular component (GO): nucleus
Molecular function (GO): polynucleotide 5'-hydroxyl-kinase activity
Source: RefSeq, a predicted model, not a curated record